Messenger RNA from Rhinichthys klamathensis goyatoka, 1718 nucleotides. RefSeq names its product sialin. Lineage: Eukaryota; Metazoa; Chordata; Actinopteri; Cypriniformes; Leuciscidae. The coding region runs from base 93 to 1613 and encodes 506 amino acids. The transcript has 11 exons. Gene Ontology annotation, biological process: transmembrane transport; monoatomic anion transport. The record is from RefSeq and is a predicted model, not a curated record. Gene Ontology annotation, molecular function: transmembrane transporter activity.
ACCGGUCAGCAUUAAUGUUUCCCGGAUUUGUGGAUGUCAUACUUCGACUAGCUCAAGUUUAGCUCAAAUCUUCCACCUUAGCGGUUGCGAUCAUGGCGCUAAACCACGGCUACUCCAUUAACUCGAGCGCGGACGACCAGGACAGUGACACUGCGCCACUUUUAGAAAGAGAAGUGGAAAAAACCACAGUGCCUCCCAAAUGCUGCUCAGUGCGAUGCAAUCUGGCUGCUAUGAUGUUCUUUGGCUUUGCUGUGGUUUAUGGUCUGCGUGUAAAUCUCAGUGUUGCCAUGGUUGCUAUGGUAAAUGGAACCAAUGACCAGCCGUCAUCCAAAAGCAAUGUAUCAAACGAGUGUCCAGGACCCUCCCAUACACUUGACAACAACAGCCAAUCAGAACAGCCAGGGAUUCCAAGAUACGCAUGGAGUCCCGAAACACAGGGAAUGCUGCUUGGUGCGUUCUUCUUUGGAUACCUGUUCACUCAGGUCCCGGGUGGAUACCUGUCAGGUCGUUUCGGGGGAAGCCUCUUCCUCGGUGGUGGUGUUCUUGGCACGGCCGUCCUCACCCUCCUCACUCCACUGUCAGCUCAGCUCGGGGACAAGUGGCUGUUCGCCCUGCGUGCGCUCGAGGGAUUCGGGGAGGGUGUGACGUUUCCUGCCAUGAUGGCGAUGUGGUCCCGCUGGGCUCCUCCGUUAGAGAGGGCUCGUCUCAUGACCUUCUCCGGGGCAGGGUCGAGCUUCGGUGCCUUCGUGGCUCUUCCUCUCACUGGCCUCAUCUGCCAUACUCUGGGAUGGCCCGCAGUCUUCUACUCCUGCGGUGCCGCAGGGUGUCUUUGGGCAGUGAUUUGGUUUCUCCUGGUAUCGGAUGAACCCCGAACUCACCCAAGAAUUAGUGACAGAGAGAAAGAUUACAUAAUUACCUCAAUCGGUUCACAGGGGACUCCUCAUGGUUGGUCAGUGCCUUUAGUGUCUAUGCUGUUCUCUGUGCCUCUUUGGGCCAUAAUCAUCUCACAGAUGUGCUCCAACUGGUCUUAUUACACUCUCCUCACCUCACUUCCCAUCUACAUGGACACUGUGCUCCACUUUGAUUUGCAACAGAACUCGUUCCUCUCUGCUCUGCCGUAUCUGUUUGGCUGGCUGUUCUCCGUGGGCUCAGGUGUGCUGGCAGACGAGCUGCUGGAGAGGGAGCUCCUGAGUAUCACCGCCAUACGCAAGAUAUUCACUUUCAUUGGUCUGUUUCUUCCCGCUGUUUUCCUGCUGGCGGUGGGCUUCUCGGGCUGUAGCGCUGUGAUGGCCGUGACGUUUCUGACUAUGUCCAGUGCGUUUGGGGGUUUCAGUGCUGCUGGCGUCUUCCUUAACCAGAUUGAUAUUGCUCCACGGUACGCGGGAAUGCUUCUAGGAAUCACAAACACUUUUGGGACCAUCCCUGGUGUUCUUGCACCAAUUGUAGUGGGUUACUUGACCAAAGAUCACUCGGUUACAGGAUGGAGGCAUGUGUUCUGGUUGUCAGCUGGAGUGAGCGCCUUCGGAGCCAUCUUUUACGUCAUCUUUGGCACUGGAAAGAUUCAGAGCUGGGCAACGACAGAUGAGGAAUCAGACACAGAUACACACAAUUAAACAUUCCAGUUGACCAAUUGAGAGGGAUAUUAGGGAUAUGUUCAGAGGGAUAUGUUACCAGUCAAAAGUUUGGACACACUUCGUUUUUUUCAUGAUCAUAAAAAA